Hyalella azteca is the source of this 3184-nucleotide messenger RNA. Its product is annotated as NADPH-dependent diflavin oxidoreductase 1-like. Lineage: Eukaryota; Metazoa; Arthropoda; Malacostraca; Amphipoda; Hyalellidae. The transcript is spliced from 3 exons. The record is from RefSeq and is a predicted model, not a curated record. Gene Ontology annotation, cellular component: cytosol. Bases 323 to 2722 code for a protein of 799 amino acids. Gene Ontology annotation, molecular function: FMN binding; flavin adenine dinucleotide binding; NADPH-hemoprotein reductase activity.
CUGCCCGAAUUGCAGUGUAAAUUCUUUUCGUAAUUUUCUGCCAGUAUUUUUUCGCGAUGAAACUGAAGGGUUUAUGAAGCAAGUAGUGAGUUAAAUCUUUGCAAACCAUUUAAAACGAGACAGAAGUGCAUUUAAUGGAAUUGAAAUUCACAGGUUUUGACUGAAUAGAUCAGUAUAUCUAACAAGUUUCUCAUACUUAAACAUUUUUAUAAUCAAAAUACUUUAUUAGGAAUGUAUUUAAUGAAUUUACUUAAAUAGUCACUUGUUAUUGGCACCAGAAAUUAAGUGAUUUUUUAUUUGUACCGUCAGCCUAAUUAUCGCCAUGGUGCCUUCUGCUUCCAACAAGCCGUCGCUGUCGCGGCUGGAAGUGAACUUCCUGCGCGUGUUCCGCGAGACGCAGCAGAUGGCGAGCGGGGCCAAGCCUCGCAGCUGGUCUUUUGAAAAGUUGCUGCGAUGUCGCCGCCUCGUGGUGUUGUACGGCAGCGAGACUGGCACCGCUCAGCAGGUCGCCGAGAGGGUCGUCAGAGAGGCUCACCGACGACGAUUUACCUCAGUCGUUCUGGAGAUGAACUCUGCUGACGUUGAUCUGCUGAGAGGAGCUUUCCCUGAUCUGCAGGCAGGACUGUUGCCCCCUGCCUGCCUGUCGGACGCUUCCAAACAGCGCUUGAACGAGAUUGUCCUGAGCGCCGUCAAGGAUAAAUCUUUAAUUCAAAAAGUGUCACCUGCUUUUGAUGGUGCAUCAGCAGCGCAGACCGAUUCGCGAAUAAUGUCUUCCGUCGAACAUUUGAAUUUGGUUUCUUCUGAUGAUAAUUCUGCAAUGGUACCUACUACUACGGCCCGUAUUUUGCCUGUUCUGACUUGCAAUGCGUUAGAGCCUACCGAGAACUCACAAGGAUCCGGAUUUGAUGAAUUUAAUGAUGUUUUUGAAAAUAAUUCCGUAAUGGAUGCGCUAUACUCAGUCCUGCCACCGCUCUGUGUGGUAUGCGUAGCCGCUACCACUGGCCAAGGUGACGACCCUGAAAACAUGAAAAAGUUUUUUGAGAAUCUCUGGAACCUGCGGUCGGAUCGUCAGUUACUACGUGGGGUAAACUUUGGAGUGUUGGCUUUGGGCGACAGCUCGUACCAAAAGUUCAAUUACAGCGGUAAGCGCAUGAACAAUUUGCUCCGUCUCCUCGGAGCUCAGCCUGUUCUUCCUAUUGGUCUUGCCGACGACCAGCACGAUCUAGGGCCAGACUUCGUCGUCGACUCGUGGCUUGCACAGCUAUGGCAGAAGCUGGAGGAACUUUACCCACUGCCUGAAGAUGUCGCGCCUAUGGCUUCUCAUGAACUUCCACCUCCUCGUUUCAAAGUUGAAUUUCUAGAUGAAUUCGACUCAGAAACUUCUGCUGUUGAUGAACCUGUAGGCUAUGUUCAAGGUAAUUUCACCUCAUGCUCACUAACAAAAAUAGAGCGUGUAAGCGCCCCUGGACACUUCCAAAACGUCCAGCUUGUAGAGUUCGACGUUUCGCAUAUGGAAUACAAGCACAAACCUGGUGACGUGCUCAUGAUUAAACCUGAAAAUCUGUCGUCUCACGUACAAGAAUUCCUCGAUGUCAUUGGGUUGGAUAGGUCUCGUAAAUUUCGCGUUCGUCCAUCUGAGCCGAACACAAACGUCAGUGAUGUCCCUCCUUGGCUGCUAAGUGGUUGCACCAUAAAAAAAUGUGUCACUAAAUACCUAGACAUAAUGUCAGUGCCUAAGCGGUACUUCUUCGAGCUUCUUAGCUUCUUUACCACCGAUGAGAUGGAAAAAGAGAAAUUCCUGGAGUUUGCAUCCUCUGUGGGACAGCAAGAGUUGUACGACUAUUGCAACAGACCCAAACGAUCCAUCGUUGAAGUUUUGGCCGACUUUCCUCAUGUUAAUAAGAAUAUUCCUUUUGAAUAUCUAUUCGACGUCAUUCCUAGUCUGAAGCCGAGGGCUUAUUCCAUCGCAAGCUCGAGUGCUCUUAUCCCUGGCAAGGCGCAAAUUUUAAUGGCUGUCGUAAAUUACAGAACAAACCUGAGACGACCAAGACUCGGCGUUUGCAGCAACUGGCUUGCCGCGCUGCGGCCGCAAGACACAGUACUUUUAAGUAUAAAGAAAGGAUCCCUCAGGUUCACAUUACCAAGCGAAAAUGUCACUCCGGUUCCGCAAAACCAUCAGACUUACGAACAAGUUACGGCACCACAAACUUGUUCACCACGCGAUGGUGUUCAAGCAUUGGAAGGGGCACAUGAAGAGGAGAAUUUUACCACUUCAUCAUCGCUGCCACCAGUUAUUAUGAUUGCUCCAGGGACCGGAGUUGCUCCAUUCCGGUCGUACAUACAAGAGAGGAUAGCUUUAGGCCUUACGUCUGCUCCUAUGAUCCUCUUCUUUGGGUGCAGAGGCAAAAACACUGACUUUUUCUUCGAAGAAGAAUGGCGUCGGUAUCACCCAAGUCUGGAACUUUAUACCGCGUUCUCCCGGGAUCAGGAGGACAAAAUUUACGUUCAGCACCGCAUCCGUGAACAAGCCCAGCGUUUAUGGCCUCUAAUUCAUCAAGCCGAUGCUCAGGUCUUCCUUGCUGGCAACGCCAAACGAAUUCCUAUCGACGUACACGAAGCGCUCACAGACGUCUGCAAAUUUGGACUCUGUGACGACAAAUUGGCUGACGUCUACAUGAAGAAUUCUUUGGGCAAACGAUACCAAACUGAGACUUGGGCAUAAUUAUUCGCUUAUUUGUAACAUGCAACGUAAUUUAAAUAGAUUAAUAUGUUGCUGUAUCUACACUGAGCAUUUGUGUCAGGAAAAAAGAUAACUCAGUCAUAUUUCUUCAAACGAUUUAAGCGCUUGCAAAUUGCUCAAAGCUAUUCAUUCUGAAUGUUCCUGUUCAGUAUAUGAAUUUACUCAUUCCUUUAUCAAAUUGAUUUGAUACGGUACUCAUCAAACUGAAUCGAAAAUUUUUUUCAAUGGAGAGUGAUGCCGUCUUCUGUCAGUUUGUCACUAGAAUUUAGCGGGAUAAUUUCUUCAGAGUUUUCUUCCCUGGUCUGUGUGUAAGACUUUUUCAAGCUGAGAUAUUGCAUGUAAAGUAGCAGUCGUCGCUGGCGGCAAACUGCCUUGUAUCAUAAUUCUGGGAUGUGAAUUAACUGUAGUAUUGUACAAAUUGGUUCAUUAAAUACUUGAAAUGGA